AUGAUAUUUCUUGGCGGUCACCGCACGCGCCCGAACUGGUCGCCGCAGGAGGACCUGAUUCUGCUGCAGCAUGUUGCUCGCCAUGGCACGCGCAACUGGGGUUCGCUUCAGGCGAGCGGUAUGCUGCCGCUCCGCGACCAGAAGGCCUGCUGCAACCGCUUCAUUCUCCUCAAGAAGCGGUGUAUCAAGGACAAGCGGAGCCUCUCGCAUCUGCUUCACCGCGCCAAAGACUCCGUCGUCGCACCCGAGGCUAGCACUCAGCAGAACCAGAUUGCGUCGUCGAGCUCCUUGGCAACUCCUUCCUUUUCGAGCCAACUGCAGCUUCCGGCAUUGAGCGGCGCCAGCCUUGGCCUCAACAGCAAAUCACGGCCCUCGUUCAAGAGCGGAAGUCCCACCAGCGCUUCCGCCAUCGCCGCCGCUACCGCGGCCUUCAAUGCUCCUUCCGCCCCAGCGUCACCGACCGCUGUUCGAAGUCCCGUUUCCUUUGUCCAGCAGGAGCAACAGCAGCAGCAAAAGAUUCAGCAGGCACUUGCUGGUUCCGCUUACUUACAGCAGCCUGGUGCUAACACUUCCAACGCGGCUUUGGGAAGCGGAAACUUUUCAGGGGUUCCGCUUCUCCAGAUGCCUGCGCUCAAUCCGUCGACGCCUCUCAGCAUGUCCAUGCAGCUCGCCAAUCUCAAGUCGCGAUUGGCUCUCCAGCCUGGCUCGCUCCUCGCGCAAGCCCUUCGCCUGACGCAGCAGCCAGACUUCGCGUCAGUCGCCGAUCUUCCCCUCCUCACGAACGUGCGGAAACUCGCCAAAUCGUCAUCCUCGUCGUCUCUCACCGCAGCAGCAUCUGCUCCAGCUGCGGUCGGCUCUCCUCCCUACUCUUCUGCUCCCUCUGGCUGCUCCUCCCCGUCAGACGUCGCUGCGGCAAGCGAGCCGCUAAUUUCGCGACGGUCUUCUCUUUCCUCGACCGGCGUGUGUCGGUCAUCUAAUGCGUUGUUCGCUGCUGCUGAUGGAAUCCAUGGCACCGGUCGCUUCGCUCCAGUUGCGCGCAUGCCGUCGUUUGAUGUCAGUUCGGUCUGCACAGGCCUGGCUUCUGCCACUGUUCCUGGUAGUGCUUCUGCUGAUGCGUCUGCUGAAGCUGUUGUGCCUUCAUCUGUUCUUCCUGUCGUUUCUGCUGCGAGUGGCCACACUUUCACGGGCGGUGGUGGUGGAGUGGAGGGAGGUGGUGGUGGAGGCGCCGACGAUGCUUUCGCUCCUCUGCCCAACUCCUGCUUCACUGCUCUUCUCACCUCCUCUGCCUCCGUCAAUCAUCGCCUCGCUUCGAUGGCAGCUCCAGCGCCUGUGAUUUCCCACACGUGGAGGCCACAGGGCAACGCCAGGUGCCUUCAGAAGUCGUUGCCUGUGGAGUCAGGGAGUGGGGAGAGCCGGGAGAUGCAGAUUCAGCAGCAACAAGUGUACCGGUUUCAGCAGCAGGCUCUGAACUUGAAGCUGCAACAGCAGCAGCAACAGGAAGAGGAAGGAGAGCAGCAAGUCAUGUCCCAGCGGCCUGAUGUGAUGCUGCUGGAGGCGUUUUCAUCUGCUCGCCACACCAGUAAUGAGAGUCUUCAUUGCAGUCAGAAUGACCUCCAGCAAAUGCUCGAUGCUGGUUCAGGAGAUGCAUGGGGUGCUCUGAACACAACUGAGGAUGCAAGAUUUGCUAAUAUUAUUUCCAGUGGUUCGCUUGAGGCUGUGGUUGCGGGCAGUGGUCAUAUUUCCGAGUUUCCUCUGACUUCCUUAGAUGAUCAGAAGCCGGUGGGAGGUCCUGAUUUCCAAAGCGAGGAGGCGAUGUUCUCGUGUCUCUCCCACAAUGGCAUGUUUGCUGACAUGCCCGCGAGCUUCUCAGAGUCUGACAUGCUCCAGGCGAUACAUGCUGAGAUGGAGUACAUCCUCGAUAACUCCUCCUCACCCUACGCGCAAGUGCUCGCCAGCUCGAGCCUCGUGAAGCAGGUCACGGACCACAGUCUGCCGGUGCAGCUACGACUCGAUAUACGCAACUACGUGGUGUCUUUUCUAGCCACCAAGGGACCCAAAGCAGAGUCCUUCGUGACAGCUUCUCUGGUGCAGCUGCUGUGCCGGAUCUCCAAGCUGGGGUGGUACGACGACGAGCGGUUCAGAGACAUCGUGGACGAAUGCACCAAGUUCCUCGCACAGGGUACAGCGGAGCAUUUCUUCCUAGGCCUCAAGAUUUUCAACCAGCUCGUGGCAGAGAUGAACCAGCCGAGUCCAGGCCGGUCCCUAACCUUCCAUCGCAAGACAGCCUGCUCCUUCCGAGACCUGGCGCUCUUUGCCAUCUUCCAGAUCUCCCUCACCAGCCUCCGACAGUUGCAGUCCGACGCUGACGACAAGCUGAGGGCGGAGGCAGUCUCCCUGGCGCUGCGCUGCCUCUCGUUCGACUUCGUGGGCACGUCAUUGGACGAGAGCUCAGAGGAGCUGGGAACCAUCCAGGUGCCUUCGUCGUGGAGGGCAGUGCUGGAGGACACGUCCACCAUGCAGCUCUUCUUCGACUACUAUGCCGCCACCAAGCCCCCCCUUUCAAAUCAGGCUUUGGAAUGCUUGGUGCGUCUAGCCUCGGUCCGCCGGUCGCUCUUCACAGGGGAAGCAGAGCGCCUCAAGUUCCUCUCGCACCUCAUGAACGGUUCCACGGAGAUCCUGCGCUCCAAGCAGGGCCUGUCGCAGCACGACAACUACCACGAGUACUGCCGCCUGCUGGGCCGCCUCAAGACCAACUACCAGCUGGCCGAGUUGGUGAAUGCGGACAAUUAUGCCGAGUGGGUGCAGCUUGUAGCCGAGUUUACAAUCACCUCGCUGCAGUCCUGGCAGUGGGCGAGCGGCAGUGUGUAUUUCCUGCUGGGCCUCUGGUCGCGCCUGGUCUCCUCAAUGGCCUACACCAAGAGCGACUGUCCCAGCCUGCUGGAUAACUUUGUGCCUCAGAUUACGGAGGCUUACAUAACAUCCCGCCUCGACUCCGUUCAGGCAGUGCUUCAGAACAACCUAUCAGAGGAUCCGCUGGACAACGACGAGCAGCUACAAGACCAGCUAGACAAUCUCCCCUACCUCUGCCGGUUCCAGUUUGACCGGACCAGCAAGUUCAUCAUCAGCCAUCUAGAGCCCAUCAUGCAGUCAUAUACGGAGGCGGCACGGUGGCAGCCGGCUGUAGCGGCGAGCAGCAGCAGCCAGGCGGCGCUACAGGUGAUGGAAAGCCAGCUGACGUGGAUUGUGCACAUCAUUGGCGCCAUUGUCCGGGGCCGACUCAGCUCCAGCAGUGGCGAUUCGCAGGAGCUGAUUGAUGGGGAGCUGGCAGCAAGGGUGUUGCAGCUCAUUCAAGUCACCGACACAGGACUCCAUGCACAGCGCUAUGACGAGCGCAGCAAGCAGCGGUUGGACCUGGCGGUGCUCUCCUUCUUUCAGAACUUCCGCCGCGUCUACGUGGGCGACCAGGCCAUGCACGCCUCCAAGAUCCUCUAUGCCCGCCUGGCUGACCUACUGGGCUUGCAAGACCACCUGAUGGUUCUCAACGUGAUUGUAGCAAAGAUAGCCACCAACCUCAAGUGCUACACCAAGAGCGAGGACGUGAUCGAACAAACGUUGAACCUUUUCCAAGAGCUUGCAGGGGGCUACAUGAGUGGCAAGCUGCUGUUGAAACUGGACUCUGUCAAUUUUAUCCUAGCCAAUCACACAAGCGAGCACUUCCCCUUCCUGGACGAGCCGAGCAGCACGCGCAAUCGCACCAUCUUCUACUUCACCCUCACCCGCCUCCUCUUCAUGGAGGACUCGCCCCAGAAGUUUAAAGCCUUCGUGGCCCCUCUGCAGCUGGUGUUUGUGAAGCUGGAGUCUAUGCCAGACGCCUCCUUCCGCACAGAGCCAGUCAAGUUCGCCCUCAUCGGCCUCUUCAGAGACUUGAGAGGAAUCACCAUGGCCACCAACAGCCGGCGCACGUUCGGGCUGCUCUUUGACUGGCUGUACCCGGCCCACAUGCCGCUCAUUCUGCGCACCGCCCAGUUCUGGUCCGACACCCCCGCGGUCACCACGCCUCUCCUCAAGUUCUUUGCCGAAUUCGUGGUCAACAAGACGCAGCGCCUCACCUUUGACUCGUCGUCGCCAAAUGGCAUCCUGCUCUUCCGGGAAGCUUCCAAGCUGGUGGUGACGUACGGCAAGCACGCCCUUGCCAUGCCCACCGGCGCACACCCUUACACGGCCAAGUACAAGGGCGUGUGGAUCGCACUCACUGUGCUCACGAGAGCCCUGGCAGGGAACUACGUCAACUUUGGAGUCAUGGAGCUGUAUGGAGACACUGCCCUGCCCGAUGCUCUCGACGUGGCCCUCAAGCUCUGCCUCUCCAUCCCUCUGCCUGAAAUCAUGGCCUUCAGAAAGCUCGCCCGCGCAUAUUUCGCCUUCCUAGAGGUCCUCUGUCACAACCACACGCUCGUCAUCAUCAAUCUGCCCACCGCCACGUUCAGCCACCUGGUGGGGUCGCUGGAUACAGGGCUCAAGUGCCUUGAUGUUUCGAUCUCCUCACAGUGCGCCUCAGCAGUGGACAACCUAGCAGCCGACUACUUCAACAACGUCACAGCAGCGGAUGCACCCUCCUCUCCAACCUCUCUUGAAUCUGUCCUCCCUCCCUUCUCUCCCGCCCUCCAAACUUCUUCAAUCCAGUGUGCCUCAGCAGUGGACAAUCUAGCAGCCUACUAUUUCAACAACGCCACGGCAGGGGAUGUCCUUUUCAGUCCAGCUGCUCUAAACUCUGUCCUCGCCUCCUUUUCCCCCCCACCACCCACGUCUCUCCAGUGUGCCUCAGCAGUGGACAAUCUAGCAGCCUACUAUUUCAACAACAGGAGUGCAAGGGGUGGACUGGACCCACGCUGUCCCUCUGCCUUCAUCUCCUCUUCCGAGUUGACUUUUGAGUCGACUCAAAAGUCAACUCACAAUCCACUACUUGGCCAACUAGAGGAGUGCAAGGGGUGGACUGGACUGGACCCACGCUGUCCGUCUGCCUUCAUCUCCUCUUCCUCUCCUUGCCUUGCCUGCUCUGCUCUCUCCAUUCUUUCUGCUCUUGCUUCUCUUUCUGCUCUCUCUGCUCCCCCUGUUCUCCACGUGCUACCUCCAGAUCCUCAAGACGCUGUUCGAGAUCGUGUUAUUCGAGGACUGUGCCAACCAGUGGAGCCUCAGCAGACCCAUGCUCUCCCUUAUCCUGCCAUCGAAUCAGCGGAGUGCUUUGACAAGCUGAUGGCGGAUGUGGGGCGGAACCUCGACCCAAACCCCCGCUUGUCCCUCUCUCCCUAUCUCCCUAUCUCCCAGCCAUCGGAUCAGCGGCCGCGCAUAGCAGAGUGCUUUGACAAGCUGAUGGCGGAUGUGGGGCGGAACCUCGACCCAAACCCCCGCUUGUCCCUCUCUCCCUAUCUCCCUAUCUCCCAGCCAUCGGAUCAGCGGCCGCGCAUAGCAGAGUGCUUUGACAAGCUGAUGGCGGAUCCAUCGGAUCAGCGGCCGCGCAUAGCCGAGUGCUUUGACAAGCUGAUGGCGGAUGUGGGGCGGAACCUCGACCCAAACCCCCGCUUGUCCCUCUCUCCCUAUCUCCCUAUCUCCCAGCCAUCGGAUCAGCGGCCGCGCAUAGCCGAGUGCUUUGACAAGCUGAUGGCGGAUGUGGGGCGGAACCUCGACCCAAACCCCCGCUUGUCCCUCUCUCCCUAUCUCCCUAUCUCCCAGCCAUCGGAUCAGCGGCCGCGCAUAGCCGAGUGCUUUGACAAGCUGAUGGCGGAUGUGGGGCGGAACCUCGACCCAAACCCCCGCUUGUCCCUCUCUCCCUAUCUCCCUAUCUCCCAGCCAUCGGAUCAGCGGCCGCGCAUAGCAGAGUGCUUUGACAAGCUGAUGGCGGAUGUGGGGCGGAACCUCGACCCAAACCCCCGCUUGUCCCUCUCUCCCUAUCUCCCUAUCUCCCAGCCAUCGGAUCAGCGGCCGCGCAUAGCAGAGUGCUUUGACAAGCUGAUGGCGGAUGUGGGGCGGAACCUCGACCCAAACCCCCGCUUGUCCCUCUCUCCCUAUCUCCCUAUCUCCCAGCCAUCGGAUCAGCGGCCGCGCAUAGCAGAGUGCUUUGACAAGCUGAUGGCGGAUGUGGGGCGGAACCUCGACCCAAACCCCCGCUUGUCCCUCUCUCCCUAUCUCCCUAUCUCCCAGCCAUCGGAUCAGCGGCCGCGCAUAGCCGAGUGCUUUGACAAGCUGAUGGCGGAUGUGGGGCGGAACCUCGACCCAAACCCCCGCUUGUCCCUCUCUCCCUAUCUCCCUAUCUCCCAGCCAUCGGAUCAGCGGCCGCGCAUAGCCGAGUGCUUUGACAAGCUGAUGGCGGAUGUGGGGCGGAACCUCGACCCAAACCCCCGCUUGUCCCUCUCUCCCUAUCUCCCUAUCUCCCAGCCAUCGGAUCAGCGGCCGCGCAUAGCAGAGUGCUUUGACAAGCUGAUGGCGGAUGUGGGGCGGAACCUCGACCCAAACCCCCGCUUGUCCCUCUCUCCCUAUCUCCCUAUCUCCCGGCCAUCGGAUCAGCGGCCGCGCAUAGCCGAGUGCUUUGACAAGCUGAUGGCGGAUGUGGGGCGGAACCUCGACCCAAACCCCCGCUUGUCCCUCUCUCCCUAUCUCCCUAUCUCCCAGCCAUCGGAUCAGCGGCCGCGCAUAGCAGAGUGCUUUGACAAGCUGAUGGCGGAUGUGGGGCGGAACCUCGACCCAAACCCCCGCUUGUCCCUCUCUCCCUAUCUCCCUAUCUCCCAGCCAUCGGAUCAGCGGCCGCGCAUAGCCGAGUGCUUUGACAAGCUGAUGGCGGAUGUGGGGCGGAACCUCGACCCAAACCCCCGCUUGUCCCUCUCUCCCUAUCUCCCUAUCUCCCAGCCAUCGGAUCAGCGGCCGCGCAUAGCAGAGUGCUUUGACAAGCUGAUGGCGGAUGUGGGGCGGAACCUCGACCCAAACCCCCGCUUGUCCCUCUCUCCCUAUCUCCCAGCCAUCGGAUCAGCGGCCGCGCAUAGCCGACCAUCGGAUCAGCGGCCGCGCAUAGCCGAGUGCUUUGACAAGCUGAUGGCGGAUGUGGGGCGGAACCUCGACCCAAACCCCCGCUUGUCCCUCUCUCCCUAUCUCCCUAUCUCCCAGCCAUCGGAUCAGCGGCCGCGCAUAGCAGAGUGCUUUGACAAGCUGAUGGCGGAUGUGGGGCGGAACCUCGACCCAAACCCCCGCUUGUCCCUCUCUCCCUAUCUCCCUAUCUCCCAGCCAUCGGAUCAGCGGCCGCGCAUAGCAGAGUGCUUUGACAAGCUGAUGGCGGAUGUGGGGCGGAACCUCGACCCAAACCCCCGCUUGUCCCUCUCUCCCUAUCUCCCUAUCUCCCAGCCAUCGGAUCAGCGGCCGCGCAUAGCAGAGUGCUUUGACAAGCUGAUGGCGGAUGUGGGGCGGAACCUCGACCCCAAGAACCGAGACAAGUUCACUCAGAAUCUAACCAUUUUCCGGCACGACUUCCGUGCUAAGUAA
Messenger RNA from Closterium sp. Naga37s-1, 7524 nucleotides. Lineage: Eukaryota; Viridiplantae; Streptophyta; Zygnematophyceae; Desmidiales; Closteriaceae. The record is from the annotation of a GenBank genome assembly.